CCGGCGGCUCGCGCAGGCGUGGUGCGGCGGCGGCAGCGGCGAGGAUGGCGGCCUCCAGGUGGCUCCGCGCGGCCGUCGUCCUGCUCUGUGCCUCCGACCUGCUGCUGGUGCUGCCGCCCGGGGCCCGCGCGGCCGAGGGCCCGGCCGGGAAGCCCGGCGAGGCGGCCCCGCCGCCGCCGAAGAAGAAGAAGAAGGACAUUCGCGAUUACAAUGAUGCGGACAUGGCGCGUCUUCUGGAGCAGUGGGAGAAAGACGACGACAUAGAAGAAGGAGACCUCCCGGAGCACAAGCGGCCGGCGGCCCCCGUGGACUUCUCGCAGCUGGACCCGGGCAAGCCGGAGAGCAUCCUGAAGAUGACCAAGAAGGGCAAGACGCUCAUGAUGUUCGUCACCGUGUCUGGGAGCCCCACGGAGAAGGAGACGGAGGAGAUCACCAGCCUCUGGCAGGGCAGCCUCUUCAACGCCAACUACGAUGUCCAGAGGUUCAUCGUGGGCUCGGACCGCGCCAUCUUCAUGCUGCGGGACGGAAGCUACGCCUGGGAGAUCAAGGACUUCCUGGUCAGCCAGGACAGGUGUGCGGACGUCACCCUGGAGGGGCAGGUGUACCCUGGCCGCGGCGGAGGCGGCAAAGAGAAAAACCAGACCAAGCCAGGGAAGGGCAAGAAGAAGGAGGGAGACGCCAAGCCUCGCGCCUCGAAGGAAGGCAACCGAGCCGGCAAGACGCGCGAGGACCUGUAAGGGGCGGGCGGCCUCUGUGGGGGCGUGGGGACCCACACCGCCGGCAUUCUGGCUGCUUCCAGGGCCCGGCACCUGCUCGCUCUGACCACACGCCGGGGCUGUGGGCAGAUCAGAGUCCCUGUUGGAAAGGCUGCAGGGACGAAGACGGCUUUCGCAUUCUCCUCGGACGCGGCCAAGUUCAGGUUUCCUGUGAAGCCGCGUUCGAAGGAAGCCGGACUGUGGCCUUUCCCACUUACAUGGGGGGAGCCCCUGGCCGCCGUCAGCGCCCCCAGUGGCCCUGCUCCGGGCUCGUGUCUGUGCUUGGGUUUUGUGCAGAUUUUGAGAGAGAAGGACACCGGGUUCUGCCUGACACGUUGAGACCUGACGCCAUUGAAGCGGCCUCUUCGCGCUUCGUGCCUGUGAAGUGAGCACGCACCUCGGGCCACAGGACGUGUGCACCCCCCGCCCCUGCAGGACCCGCAGAGACAGGAAGUCCGGUCCCUGGGGUCCCACGCAUCUGGGAUUCCCGGGCCUCCCUCCUCGGUUAAAGGGGCUCUGGGCCUCUGUCCACUGCCGGGUGGCCUGGGGUCGGGGUCCUGUUCGUGUCCUUAUUCAGGAAGCCCCAGCGCCGGCUGUGCUAGGUCACUCGGGCACCGCGGCCCAGGGCCCACCCUCCUCCAUGUGCACACGUGUGUCUGAUGAAGUGCCUACAUGUGUGUAUCUGGUCCUCACGGCGCCCUCCCCACUGGUUCUGACUCCCGUUCCUGUCGGAGCCGCCCCUGGUGGGAGGGGCGGGUUUGUACACAGGUGCCAUUUUUAAGAGCUGCAGUCGUUUGCAAACACCAUCCGUUGUGAUUUUAACAAAAUAACACACGUGCGUGCUCAGAC
Messenger RNA from Myotis myotis, 1604 nucleotides. It is a transcript of the gene MESD, whose product is annotated as mesoderm development LRP chaperone. Lineage: Eukaryota; Metazoa; Chordata; Mammalia; Chiroptera; Vespertilionidae. Gene Ontology annotation, biological process: protein folding. Gene Ontology annotation, molecular function: low-density lipoprotein particle receptor binding. The coding region runs from base 45 to 737 and encodes 230 amino acids. The record is from RefSeq and is a predicted model, not a curated record. The transcript is spliced from 3 exons.